Thecamonas trahens ATCC 50062 is the source of this 750-nucleotide messenger RNA. RefSeq lists its product as uncharacterized. The coding region runs from base 1 to 750 and encodes 249 amino acids. The transcript has a single exon. NCBI's taxonomy places the organism in Eukaryota, Apusomonadida, Apusomonadidae. The record is from RefSeq and is a predicted model, not a curated record.
AUGAGCGCGUCCCCAGAGCGGAAGCGCGAGCGUGAGCGUGAGGCUGCGCUCGCGCGUGAGCGUGAGGCGUACAUUCUGCGGCUGCAGGACCGGCUCUCAUUGGCUGAGGCCAAGGCCGCCCGUGUGACUGCACAUGCCGAGAAGGAGUCACAAGCGCUCAAGGCACGCGUGGCCGAGCUGGAGGCCCGGCUCGACGAGCGGCAGUAUGCGCAGCGGCUGGAGGUCCGCCGGCUGGUUUCCGAGCGUAUGGCCGAAGUCACCGCCGCAUUCGAGGCCGAGCGGGUCGGCGGUGCUGUCGAGGGUCGGCUGCGCGAGGCCAAUGUCCGGCUACGCCGCAAGGUCCGCGAGCUGGAAAACGCCAUCGAGGUCCAGAGCAAGCACAUCGUCGAGCUGACUCGCGAGCGUGACGACGCCACCAAGCGCAUCUCCCGCACUCUUGUCGGUUAUGACAUGACCUUUGGCACCUACACCACCUUCACUACUCUGCCGGAGCUUCCUGUCGGGGGCGGGCAGAACGGCUCAAGCCCCGACCUUGCCGCCAGCCCCGCCCAUCCGUUGGCCUCCGACUCGUCGAGUGGCAAUGCUGCCGCAAUAAGCUCGUCUGAUGUUGUCCGCCGACGCCAUCCGUCGUCGAGCCCUUCACGCUCGCCGGUCCGCGGCCGACUUCGGCCUCAUCCGCGGAGCCUGCCGUCCGUCCACGACAACGCCCACUCUCCGCAACACAAUCCCAACGACUCGUUCGAGUUUUGA